Camellia sinensis is the source of this 1072-nucleotide messenger RNA. The record is from RefSeq and is a predicted model, not a curated record. Lineage: Eukaryota; Viridiplantae; Streptophyta; Magnoliopsida; Ericales; Theaceae.
CUCAGACCACACUCGACCUAUGACCACAUUGAUCUCUCGUUGAUCCUCACAUCGUUAGACCACACUCGCCAUAAGGAGACUCUGAAAUGUGUCCGUAUACACAAAGUAAGAUCGUUUUACAGCUGAUCCAAUAACCAUCCAUAUAAAAUAUCUCCCGCUCUUACUCUCUCUCUGCCUGAAAAUUUUUUGAGUGCAACAGUCCAUCUCUUCUCCACUUGCCCUUCAUCAAUCGGCAAUCUCUAACAAAUUCACAGUGCCUCUUCUUCUCAACUCUCAUGAUCUCUGAACUUUGUCACCAACAGUCAACUCUCCCUCUCUCGCAGUUGCAUUCUCAUGCUUUUGUUGUCAUGUUCUUGUUCUCAUUCUCAAUCGAUUGAUCUUUCACUCUCACCCUCACUCUAUCUCAAAUAAUCAGAUGAGGAUAGGGAUAUGGGAAGGAACCCUCCCGUCCUGAUCUUCUUCACUCACAUCCCAGACAAUCUUGAUGUGGCGAACUCGCUAAAAGAUUAGCAUCUUGGUCUUCUUGGACGAUCAUAAGCUAGUUCUUUCUUGGCACAUGAAGGCAGCCACUAUGUGUGAAUUUUCCAAGCAGGAGUUCUUUGGUGGUUUGCAAGCUCUUGGGAUAGAUUCGCUGGAGAAAUUCCGCGAUCGUAUGCAAUUUAUGCGUUCUGAGCUGAAAGAUGAGCAAAAGUUUCGUGAGAUCUACAACUUUGCUUUUGGCUGGGCAAAAGAGAAGGGGACAGCAUCCGUGGUCCUUGUAGGGCUUAUGGCAGCAUUAAAGUUAGUUGGGGGAACCUUAGCCGAGCACACAUUUCUGUUCCUUGGAGUAGGAGAGGCUGGCACUGGCAUUGCAGAACUCAUAGCUCUGGAGAUGUCAAAACAGACUGAAGCCCCAUUAGAAGAAAGCCGCAAGAAGAUAUGGCUUGUUGACUCAAAGGUAAUUAAGGAUACAACCUAAGAAGCAUGGACAUGGACACGUCAACAUGGGAAUUUUUAAAUAUUGAAUAGUUGUAUUGUGUCGAAUGUUAAUGAAUUAUUUAUUGUAUCGAAUGUUAAUGAUUCAAUUAAUUUG